Molecule: messenger RNA, 1687 nt
Organism: Callorhinus ursinus (northern fur seal)
Lineage: Eukaryota; Metazoa; Chordata; Mammalia; Carnivora; Otariidae
Gene: PPP1R36
Product: protein phosphatase 1 regulatory subunit 36
Biological process (GO): negative regulation of phosphatase activity
Molecular function (GO): phosphatase binding
Source: RefSeq, a predicted model, not a curated record
GCCCUCGGGCCGCGGUUGGCCGCGCCGGUGGGCAGCUGACUGGGUGACCAUGUUUGGCGGGCUGGGAGAGGACAGGCAUCCGGUGCCGUUGUUUUAUUCCCGGAGAAGGCGGUGGGACGGGCAGGCCACUUCCCUGCCGGAGCAGUUGGGAUUGCGAUUGGGGAUGUGGUACUGGAAAGAUGAAACCAGAACUCUUGAAUUCAGAAGUUUUACACCUGCAAUAGAACUCAAGGAGAAAGGAAAGAAAGGCAAAGCAAUACACUUUGCUGAAACUGACGGCCCCGCUUCAGACAGGUUGACAGAUAAAAAGUUUGCUUCAAGAGACGAUAAGUCACCUAAAGCCUUAGAGAAACGAGGUCAGCAGGGCAACGUGACACUACAUGAUGCUAAAUUUGUUGCUUUGUUUUUGCUACAAGAUACUGAGAUGCAGCGGAUCUGUUCUUUUACAACGUUUAUGAGGAAUAAAAAUCUUGACAAUUUCCUCAUGGCAUUGUUGUACUAUUUAUCUCAUUACUUGGAAAAAAAUUCACUGGAAAAGAAACCCGAAAGCUAUAUGGUGGGCCUUGUAGAGAAGAAAGAGAUGGAAUUGGUUAUAAGUAAGUUAGAAGCGGCCCAGAAGUACUUGGCCCAGAAGUACUGCAUUCUCGUCCUGGGCUUGGCCAUGCCUGAUAAGCAUCACAUGUGCUGCGGAAAGUUCAUACGCAGAGCUAAAUCAGAAUGGGAGAAAAUAUCAGAUACACAGAAAGACUGGAAAUUCUUUGAGUCCUUUUAUACUUUCUGUACAUAUGUAGCUUGGAUUGUCUUCCGACGUCAACACUUCACAGAGAUUGAGGAAGAAAUAGGGAGGCUCUUUCGUACCAAUAUGUUCAACAUUCCUCGGAGGAAGCGUGAGGAUGAAGAAUCGGGGGGAAAGAAACACAUGACUUUUGUACAAUUCAGGAGAAUGAUGGCAAAACGCCCAGCGAUUAAAAAAGCCAUCAACAUGCGCUCUCCAGUCAUGUCUACUCUGCUGCCGUCUCUCAGAGAAAAAGCUCAGAAUGUCUUUGAGAAAAAGAAUCAUCAAGGAGGCAUCAGACUCCCAGCCCCGAGGCAAGAGCACAUGGACAGUCUGGGCUCUGUGCCCAUGCCAACAGUUGGCAUCUUGGGGGAGCCUCGGUGUCUGUUCAACCCCCAUACACUUCUCCCCCUUGAACCAGAAGAAAACACGAAACCGGAUGGGAGACAUUCUUCCCUGAUAGAAAGAAAUAACAUGAAGAUCCAGGAUACACUGAACUUAGUCAUGAGAACACUGUCCUCUCAAACAACAUUCCCUAAACAAUCGGGUACAUUCCAUUUCUGUAAUUAAGUCUCUGUAUUUGAAGUAAACUACUUUGACUUAAUCACUUUAUAUAGGACUAAUAUUUAUUAUUAUUAAACUUUUUAAAUUCAAAUUAUUUUGUUAAAAGUUCAACAGUAGACAAUUAAAGAAUCCCAGAAAGCUUUUGAAAAACUCAUUUUCCUGUAUUUACUAGUUUGCUGUGUUAUUUAUUUACCUCCUUGGCUUCUCUGUGACUAUUCAGAGUAAUAUAUUAGGACAUUUAACCAGUGUUCAAUGGACUAGUGAAGAAACAUCCUGUGUAUUUGUUCCUAAGUUCAUUUUUACUGUAUGAGAGAGUAUAUUUGGGACUUUUGAAAACUAAAUUUUAUA